This is a messenger RNA of Sander lucioperca (pikeperch), 1299 nucleotides long. RefSeq names its product SEC22 homolog B, vesicle trafficking protein a (gene sec22ba). The transcript has 5 exons. Gene Ontology annotation, biological process: retrograde vesicle-mediated transport, Golgi to endoplasmic reticulum; endoplasmic reticulum to Golgi vesicle-mediated transport; vesicle fusion with Golgi apparatus. The record is from RefSeq and is a predicted model, not a curated record. Gene Ontology annotation, cellular component: endoplasmic reticulum-Golgi intermediate compartment; ER to Golgi transport vesicle membrane; SNARE complex. Lineage: Eukaryota; Metazoa; Chordata; Actinopteri; Perciformes; Percidae. Gene Ontology annotation, molecular function: SNAP receptor activity. Bases 165 to 812 code for a protein of 215 amino acids.
AGUUGCCAGUCGGACCUAAUUCACCGGCGCACUAGGAACUUCCGUCCAGCUCAUUCCUUCUGCAUCAUUAAAGUUGACAUCAAAAACAUACAAAGUUUUUAAAGUUCACUUGUCUCUGACAAAAAACCGACAGUUGACGCCGCCGGUUAUUGACCUCCAUCAAUAUGACUUCACUAACAAUCAUCGCUCGUGUAGCGGACGGACUACCGCUCGCUGCGUCCAUACAGGAGGAUGAACAGUCAGGAAGAGACCUCCAGCUGUACCAGAGCCAAGCCAAGCAGCUGUGCCGUAAAUUGAAUGCACAAAGUCCGGACCGCUGUACCCUGGAGGCCGGGGACAUGAACUUCCACUAUUUAAUAGCAAAGGGUGUCUGCUACCUUUUCCUCUGUGAGGCUUCAUUUCCCAAAAAGAUGGUGUUUGCAUAUCUUGAAGACCUCCACAGUGAGUUCUAUGACCAGUAUGGAAGAAGAGUACCCACAGUAACGAGACCGUACUCCUUCAUCGAGUUUGACACUUACAUCCAGAAAACAAAGAAGUCAUACAUUGACAGCAGGUCCAGGAGGAACCUUGGCAGUAUUAACACAGAGCUACAGGAUGUCCAGAGAAUUAUGGUGGCAAAUAUUGAGGAAGUUCUGCAAAGAGGAGAAUCUCUUUCUGCUCUAGACACAAAAGCCAGCAAUCUGUCCGGUCUGUCGAAGAAGUACCGCAGCGAUGCCAAAUACCUCAACACCCGCUCCGCAUAUGCCAAGGUGGCUGCCGUGUCAGUGUUCUUCAUCACACUCAUCAUCUAUGUGCGUUUCUGGUGGCUCUGAUGGACUCUUAAACAUGGACUUUAACAUAAGGGAGAGGGUGUUUCAUUUUGAAAAAACAAGAAUUUUAACUGAUCCUGUUACAUUAAUGUUGUAUACCAGGGUGCCUUAAAGGGAUCAUAUACAGCCUAUCCCUAUUGAAGGUAGAAAUUCUUCCUAUGCUUUAUCCAGCUUUGACUUAUGCCAUGUAUACAGUAUAAACUGAGCCAUAGCUCUGCGAUGGGACUUCUUUAUGUAUGGAAGAAAAUGCUUCAUGGUGAGUUCAUGUAACUCUGUUUACUGGAAUAUUAAGAGCAGGGUGUAGAUAAAUUAACAUUUAUAACCUGGAAAUAGGGGUUUCUUUCAGAGUUCCAGCAUUAAGGAUAAACCAUGUAUGAAUAUGCAGAGGUUUUGUGAAAAGUCUUAACUGUGAUAAAAGAAUGUUUAUUGUUGACAGAGUUUACAUUGUAACAAAGUCUUAUUGAAAAUAUUAAAUAUUUAUCGAACUAUA